Messenger RNA from Labrus mixtus (cuckoo wrasse), 2641 nucleotides. RefSeq names its product ANKH inorganic pyrophosphate transport regulator a (gene ankha). Lineage: Eukaryota; Metazoa; Chordata; Actinopteri; Labriformes; Labridae. The record is from RefSeq and is a predicted model, not a curated record. The coding region runs from base 398 to 1885 and encodes 495 amino acids. Gene Ontology annotation, molecular function: phosphate transmembrane transporter activity. The transcript is spliced from 12 exons. Gene Ontology annotation, cellular component: membrane. Gene Ontology annotation, biological process: phosphate ion transmembrane transport.
UGUCGACAACAACCGGGACUGCGCAGCACAGGCGCACUCAGUCAGUCAGAUGCGGGGCUAGAAAACUAAUCCAACCUUUUUCGAGAUUAUCUCUUCCCUCCAUUUCUCAAACGGGAGGGGGGGAAACACAGCGGGACGCUUCCUCUCUUCUCGACUCGUCUGAUGUUACCUCGCGCCACCGACCUCUUGAUGAUGAUUUGGGAGGAAGAUGCGCCGGUUUGAAUUUUCCGUUGACCUUCGCCUCGGCUCAGCAGCAUCGUGCAAACAUUGCGAAGCGCCGCCGCUCCCUUUCAUCUCUCUAGAAACACAGGUGCUCAGCCGCUAGUCUCUUGAUCUUUCCUCUAAAUCAAUCAAGACCGAGGCAGAUGCCCCUCGCUCUGUCAUCCCGGCUUGUACUAUGGUGGAGUUUCCAUCCCUCAUUCCUUACUUGCCUCUCAUCCGCUUUCUGGUGCCUUUGGCGAUCACCAAUGUUGCCAUCGACCUCGGAGAGCAGGCCCUCAACAGGGGCAUAGCCACCGUCAAAGAGGAUGCGGUCGAAAUGCUGGCCAGCUACGGCCUGGCCUACUCCCUGAUGAAGUUCUUCACCGGACCCAUGAGCGACUUCAAGAAUGUGGGCUUGGUGUUUGUCAACAGCAAGAGGGACCGGAGGAAGGCGGUGCUCUGCAUGGCGACGGCCGGCGCCAUCGCGUUCGUGCUUCAUAUCUUGAUAGCGUACACAGAUUUAGGAUACUACAUUAUUAAUAAGCUCCACCAUGUGGAUGAAUCUGUGGGGCAGAAGACAAGAAAGGCUUUCUUAUACCUGGCGGCAUUCCCUGUGUUGGACGCCAUGGCGUGGAUUCAUGCCGGGAUACUUCUCAAGAACAAAUACAGCGUCAUAGUGGGCUCAGCCUCCAUCUCUGAUGUUGUGGCACAGAUUGUGUUCGUGGCCAUUCUCCUCCACAGUAACCUAGAAUGUGUGGAGCCGUUACUCAUCCCAAUCCUCUCCCUGUAUAUGGGUGCCUUGGUCCGCUUCAGCAUCGUCGGUCUAGGUUACUACUGUAACAUUCACGACAACAUCCCAGACUCCAGUGGACUUGAUGUCGGAGGCGACGCCACUAUCAAAAAGAUGCUGAGCUUCUGGUGGCCCCUGGCCCUCAUCCUGGCCACUCAGCGCAUCAGCCGACCCAUCGUCAACCUCUUUGUGUCUCGUGACCUCAAAGGGACCUCUGAUGCUACAGAGGCCGUGGCCGUCCUCACAGCCACAUACCCUGUGGGUCACAUGCCGUACGGCUGGUUAACUGAGCUCAGAGCCGUGUACCCGGCCUUUGACAAGAACAAUCCCAGCAACAAGUUGAGCGCUGGAACUCCUGUCAACAAAUCCCAUAUCAAAAAGUUUACAUUCUGCUGUCUGGCCCUGUCACUCACGCUUUGCUUUGUGGUGUUUUGGACGCCUCAUGUGUCAGAGAAGAUCCUGGUUGAUGUCAUCGGAGUGGACUACAAUUUCGCCGCGCUGUGUGUGGUCCCGCUCCGAAUCUUCUCCUUUUUCCCUCUGCCAGUGACUGUUCGGGCUCAUUUGACUGGAUGGCUCAUGACCCUGAAAAAGACCUUUGUGCUGGCCCCCAGCUCGGUUCUCCGCAUCAUUGUCCUCAUCACCAGUCUAGUUGUGCUGCCUUAUAUGGGGGUUCACGGGGCCACACUCGGGGUCGGAUCCCUCCUGGCCGGCUUCAUAGGGGAGUCAACAAUGGUUGCCAUAGCAGCCUGCUAUGUUUAUCGACAACAGAAAAACAGCGAGAUGUCCAACGAGCUGGUGGUGGAGGGCGAGGACUCGGCCCCGAUGAGCGAGGUGUGCUCCAGGACUCAGAUGGACGCCAUCGAGGAGCUCCAGGAGGAGGAGGAGCAGGAGUGAGCGCUGAUGGAGGGAGGAGGGUAAAGCCCGCCCUCCAUGUGGAACUUUGAGUUGGAAGAGGAGAGAGCGCUCAGUGUUACAGUGAGGAGCUGAGGAUGGUUUGGUUUCUGCAGAGGGACUAAACUUUGGAUCAGAGCGACGAGGUCUUCUGCUGGACCUGCACAUCAUUUAAAACGCACACUGUAAAGAAAGCCAUGCACCUCCAAGUGUUCAUCCAUCAGUGUAAAUAACUUUGUCUUCCGACCUUCAACACAUCAACCGUUGUAUUAACCAGUCACGUGUCUGCUGGUAAACAAGGGAAAUCGACGCAGGAGAACUUUUGCUCCUCCGCAGCAUCAAGAAUGAAACAUCUGUCGAGUGGUAGUGGAGUUGCCAAAAUACAGAGUUUAUCAUUUUAUGUUAUUUUAUCAGGAUGAAGCGGCAAGGCGUUGUUUGAAUUCAAAUAUAGACAUGUUGUGGGACUUGUUGGGUUGUGCAAUCGUAUUUUACAUACCAUGGUGUACAGAUUCUUGUUGUUUUAUAUAGGUAAUGCAAAGUGUAUAUUUAAUGCCCAGGGGGGGUCAGGAACCCCUCCAUAUAUCAUCGCGUGUGUUACAGAAAACAGUUCUGACUGUUCACUUUCCAUGCAGUCUGGGAGUCCAUCUACUUCUUCUGUUUUGCCAAGCAUUUUCCUAGUAGUAUUCAGAUCGUCCUAUGUCCUGUAUAUACUGUAUAGGCAUUCUUAUUUGGCAAAUAAAUUGCUUUAUUAUUAACCUU